AAUCAUUAGUCAUGUUUUUUUUGGUAAUAAUUUAUAAUCGCUUUUUUUUUCUUGUAAUGAACAUGUAAUUCAUUUUUUUAUUACCUUUUUUUUUCGGGGGUCAUCUUUCUUUGUUGAUUAUAGAAAGAAUUAACGCACACUAUUUCACUUCAUCCAUCUUACUUUGGACCUAAUAUGCAAACACAACUUAGAGAUAAACUUUAUGCUGAUGUGGAAGGGACAUGUACUGGAAGAUAUGGAUAUGUUAUUACAGUAUUAUCACUUCAUAAUAUUGGCAAAGGCAAAAUCUUACCAGGCUCAGGAUUAGCCGAAUUUAAAGUAAAUUAUCAAGCUAUUGUCUUUAAACCUUUUAAAGGAGAAGUCUUGGAUGCGGUUGUUACCACAGUUAAUAAGAUGGGCUUUUUUGCCGAUGCUGGACCUUUACAAGUAUUCGUUUCUAAUCAUUUAAUUCCUACAGACAUGAAAUUUGAUGCAAACGGUAACCCUCCAUGUUACUCUUCAGAAGAUCAGGUGAUACAGAAAGAUGUUCAAGUAAGAUUAAAAAUAGUAGGUACUCGUGUAGAUGCAACUGAAAUUGUAAGUUAAACCAUAGUAAAAUUAUUUUAGGAAGGAGGAGAGACUAAUCUUUUUUUUAUAUAUAUAUAA
Molecule: messenger RNA, 645 nt
Organism: Cokeromyces recurvatus
Lineage: Eukaryota; Fungi; Mucoromycota; Mucoromycetes; Mucorales; Mucoraceae
Exons: 4
Coding region: 175-585 (136 amino acids)
Biological process (GO): positive regulation of nuclear-transcribed mRNA poly(A) tail shortening; positive regulation of translational initiation; transcription initiation at RNA polymerase II promoter
Cellular component (GO): RNA polymerase II, core complex; P-body
Molecular function (GO): single-stranded RNA binding; translation initiation factor binding; single-stranded DNA binding
Source: RefSeq, a predicted model, not a curated record